Molecule: messenger RNA, 1878 nt
Organism: Cladophialophora bantiana CBS 173.52
Lineage: Eukaryota; Fungi; Ascomycota; Eurotiomycetes; Chaetothyriales; Herpotrichiellaceae
Product: calcium/proton exchanger
Exons: 6
Coding region: 1-1878 (625 amino acids)
Biological process (GO): intracellular calcium ion homeostasis; calcium ion transmembrane transport
Cellular component (GO): fungal-type vacuole membrane
Molecular function (GO): calcium:proton antiporter activity
Source: RefSeq, a predicted model, not a curated record
AUGACCACAGACGGGAGGUGCUCCUUCAAUGGCAGCACACCGGGCGAAGAUUCUGAAAUCAAUGGCGAUGAUGAUGCCUGGGAGGCUACCCGUCUGGUUCCGAGUUCCAGUCCUAUAUCGAAGGUUCUGAGAAGAUUCCCUUCCUUUCUGCAUCGAUCAUCUCGCCAUGGCGCCGCAGUCGGUCAACACGUUCACCACUUCCCUGAGUACUCAGAUCCUCACAGAGUGAAGCGCAAUUGCUUCUUCGAAACUCUAGUUGAGGUCGUCGCAACUUUCCGAGCCAUCCUGGGGUACUCGUGGCUCAACAGCCUCCUCGUUUUCGUCCCGCUGGCUAUUGCCAGCUACUUGGCCCAUGCGAACCACAUUCUCGUUUUCACAGCCAAUGUCAUCGCUGUGGUUCCGCUCUCGAGCUUGCUCACAUGUGCGACGGAGAACAUCGCCAGAGAAUCGGGCGAUGUAGUUGGCGCUCUGCUCAACGUGACGUUUGGAAACCUGGUCGAGAUUGUGAUCUUUGCCGCCCUCUACCACAAUCAAUAUGAGGUCGUGCAGGCCUCUCUCUUGGGCUCGAUUCUGGUGAACUUGUUGCUCAUCUUGGGAGUAGCAAUCCUGGCUGGAAGUUUUUGUCAUCAAGAGCAGUCUCACAGCAAAGAGGAUGCGCAAGCUCUAGCUUGCCUUCUCAGUGUAUCCGUCUUCAGCUUGCUUAUACCGAGUGCUCUUGUUCACUCAUUUGACGAUCUGAAGUCCGCUGGAGCAGCUGUAUUGACCUUAAGUCGGGCGUCUUCAUUGACCUUGUUGGCGAUAUAUUUACUUUAUAUCUUCCUACAGAUCAAAAAAUCCACUGCUAACAGACCAUCCAUCCGUGUUGUUAGCACGGAUGGCUCCAAUGGCCCUGUAAGGACGAGUGGUGACAUUUCUGCUUCCAGUGGUUUACUAUUUCCGCGUUCAAUUCGGUUCCAGGACGAAGAAUCGGCUCCAAGCUAUACAGCGAAAGCAACGCGGAAAGACAGUUUGGAGAUGUCGGCUCUAGACGAUUCAGGACAGUCUCAGCUUGACCCCGACGAGGCCAGCGGCCACCUCAACUGCGAAGGAUCUGACGAAGAUGAAGGUGUCGAGACGCAAGAGCAGGCUUGGAAAACGUCUUCUGACAAAAGACGGAAUCCGAGAAACUCCAUCUACCAAUUUCCUUCCCGCAGACGAGGUUCCGACUCCGGCAAUUCGAGUCAGCGACAUAUGAGUCCUGCUGGUUUGCAGCCUGGACGGUCACAUCGCUCGUCCUACGCGGGUUCAACUUCCAGUCUCCCUCGUCUGCUAUUGGGAAGCUCCGUUGCGAACGCCGACAGCCCAAGUGAUAUCGGCAGGCUGGAGAACUCGCCAAUGGCUAUUGGGAAACUGGCCUCCAGUUUACUACUCGUUAUAUCCUCCUUGCUUGUGGCUAUCUGCGCCGAUUUUCUCGUAAACACCCUUGACGAUAUUGUCGAGUCCGGACCUUUCUCCGAGGCAUUCAUUGGUCUUAUCAUUCUCCCGGUUGCUGGCAACUGUGCGGAGCUCAUCACUGCGACUGCAGUCGCCUCUAAAGGCAAGUUCGAUCUUGCCAUAGGCGUUUCUGUUGGUUCAUCUGUUCAGAUUUCCCUGUUUGUGACACCCCUUGUUGUCAUUGCUGGAUGGGCUCUGAACCGGGAUAUGACCAUGUAUUUCGGCAUCUUCGAGACCGUGGCACUCUUUGCAACGACUUUCUUGGUAAACGUGCUCAUUCUCUAUGGCAAGUCCAAUUUCUUGGAGGGAAGCUUGCUCUGUGCCUGCUACUUCAUUAUUGCAGUCGGAGCAUAUCUUUUUCCGACACCAGAUCACCGAGCUCCGCAUGACCGUCCUCCAGACUAG